Molecule: messenger RNA, 1824 nt
Organism: Fragaria vesca subsp. vesca
Lineage: Eukaryota; Viridiplantae; Streptophyta; Magnoliopsida; Rosales; Rosaceae
Product: disease resistance protein At4g27190-like
Exons: 3
Coding region: 1-1824 (607 amino acids)
Biological process (GO): signal transduction
Molecular function (GO): ADP binding; protein binding
Source: RefSeq, a predicted model, not a curated record
AUGGCCUCGAGCAGCCAAACAGUGUCCUCAUCUCAUCCUUCAUCAGCUGAAUCACCUGCUCCUCCGAGGAAAUACGAUGUUUUUCUGAGUUUCAGGGGUGAAGACACCCGCAGGACUAUUGUCCCCUAUAUUUACCAUGAUUUGCAGAAAAGAGAAAUUGAAACAUUCAUGGAUGAGUCAGGGCUUAUCAGAGGGACGUAUAUCUCUCCGAGUCUGAUAACAGCAAUAAAAGAAUCCAGGUUAGCGAUCGUCGUUCUGUCACCAAACUAUGCUAAUUCUACAUGGUGUUUGGACGAACUGACAAUGAUUAUUCAAUGCAUGGAAGAGAAGGCCGCAACAGUCAUCCCAAUCUUCUAUGAUGUGAUUCCCUCUGAUGUCCGACAUCAGAGAGGGAGUUAUGCGAGAGCCUUCAGUAGCCUCCAACAAUGGUACAGGUGGUUUACAAGAGCCUUCGCUUGGCACCCAAAAAGUCUCGCACAGGACGAUGACAAGGUGAACCAGUGGAGAAUUGCUUUAACAAAAGUUGCCAAUCUCGCUGGGUUGGAAUCAAAAAAAUAUAGUUCUGACCUGGAACUUGUCGAAUGUAUUGUCGAAACCGUGUGCAGUAGCCUACGGCAUAUUGAUGUUGAGUGGGCAUGGUCGGCCACGGCAGAUUUUGUACCAUUUGGAGCAACAAGACGAGCCAUGGACAAGGUAAUGGGGGCACUUAAAGAUGAUGAGAUCACUGCCAUUGGGGUAUAUGGAAUGGGUGGCGUUGGCAAGACAAGUAUGGUGAAACAUGUCGGUGCACAUGCCCGAAAACUUGGUCUUUUUCAUCAUGUGAUUAUGGCUGUUGUGUCCCAAACACCUAAUUUGAGAGAUAUUCAAGGCACGCUGGCUGAUCUGCUGGGGUUUAAAUUGUUGGAGGAGACCGUAGACGGUAGAGCGGCUAGAUUGAUGGAGAAGAUAAUGAAAGGAAAUAGGAUCCUUAUAAUUUUGGACGACAUGUGGGAGAGAAUAGACUUGCCCAGAAUUGGAAUACCGAGCCAGCAUGAGCUUCAAAAGUGCAGUUCCAAAUUCGUAUUCACCACAAGGAGAUUGAAUGUUUGUCAUUCGAUGGAGAGCCAAGCAACGAUUCCUCUCUUAGGUUUAUCAAAUGAUGAUGCUUGGAACCUGUUUGUGAAGAAAACAAUAAAGUCUUUUCAUGAAUCAACAAUCUUUUAUAAUGUAGCGAGGACUGUAGCUAAAGAAUGUGCUGGUCUCCCAGUAGCAUUGGUAGCAGUUGCAAGGGCACUUGGAGAUAAGGACUUGGAUGAUUGGACUGAAGCAGCUAGACGAUUGAAGGCUGCUCAACCUGCCAACUAUGAAGAUAAGAGAGUUGUGUUCAGAUGUAUAAAGUUGAGCUAUGAUUACUUGACACCUGAUGAUGACAACAUCUCCAAGAAAUUAUUCUUGCUUUGCUGUCUGUUUCCUGAAGAUUCUGAUAUUAAGGUCGAAGACUUGUUGGUGUAUGCACUUGGGAAAGGACUAUUUCAAGAUGCUGACACAAUCAAUGCAGCCAGAGCCAAAGCCCAUUUGGUGGUCAAUUACCUGAAAGAUUCUAGCUUACUUUUGGAAAGUGAACACUACGGAUUUGUGAAGAUGCAUGACGUAAUUCGAGAUGUGGCCGUAUCAAUUUCAUUAUCGGAAGAUGGAUCACGGUUUUUGGUUAAAGCUGGUUGUGAAUUAAAGUAUUGGCCAAGGAUCACUCAUCAAGACUACUGCGCAAUCUCCCUAAUGAGGAACGAAAUUCACGAGCUUCCCGAAAGGUCUCCUAACCAACCUCCAAGCUCUCUAUUUAGAUGA